Molecule: messenger RNA, 840 nt
Organism: Nicotiana tabacum (common tobacco)
Lineage: Eukaryota; Viridiplantae; Streptophyta; Magnoliopsida; Solanales; Solanaceae
Source: RefSeq, a predicted model, not a curated record
UUUGCCGACAGCAUUACCUUACAAAUUACAAAAUGGUCAACAAAUCCAGACCAUUUCUGUACUUCUACCACUAUUUAUUGAAGGUUCUUGUACAAAUCAUUCCUAAAAUGCAGUUGAAGCAGAAUAUCAAUUCAAAAGUUUGGUGGGGUUCAAGCGGUUGGUCUUUCUCAAGAACAAAUCUUGGAUCUUUUUGGGACUGAUUUCAACAAAAGGUCAAUUUUAUUGAAAUUCAAGGGGUAAUUUGUUUCUCCUAAUCUGAUCAAUUUUAUAGCAUAAACUGAGGACUAGGGUUGAUCUUGAAAUGGAUUUGGUGUAGAAAAGUGAAUGCUUUUUUGGGUUUACAUUUUUUUCCUACACGAAUCGGAGCAAAGGGCUGAAUCGUGGCAGCAAGGCCACUUGCAAUAUCUCGUAGCGUAUUUAAGUCGUCUGAGUUUGCAUUGAUUGUUGAAUCUUGGAAAGAGAAGGAGGAGGUUGAGGAUGGCAGUUCCAUGGAGUAUGACACUGUGGGUGGCUAAGAUGGUGUGGGUGGCAUUGAGUGGUUGGGUAGUCUCUUGCUUGACUAUUGCAGAUGAGGUUGCUGGCUCUAUUCGAAGUGGCGAUAUUGGUCCUUUUCAUGUUGGUUGAGUGGUAUUUGUACAGCAAAAUAGGGUCCAUCAUGUUGUGGUUUGUUCCUAUCAAUAUGUGGGGUCAUUUGUGGAUAGUCUUUCUUUCCUUUUAAUUGUUCUUUUUGGUUUUCAUUUUGUGAAUUGUUGCUUGGUUCUCACAGAUUUUGUAUAUAUCUGGAUAAAUAUCAUUUACUGCAGUUCAAUUAAUUGUUCUUCACUGUUCUUGCUUGAUGAA